GGGCAGGCGGCGGCCCGGCAUGGGCGAUGGCUCCGGUCCUGCUGCAGCUGGCGGUGCUGGGCGCGGCGCUGGCGGCCGCAGCCCUGGUACUGAUUUCCAUUGUUGCAUUUAUAACUGCUGCAAAAAUACCACCACUUCAUCAACAUGAAGAAGAGAAGUUCUUCUUAAAUGCCAAAGGCCAGAAGGAAAUUUUACCCAGCAUAUGGGACUCACCUACCAAACAACUUUCUGUUGUUGUGCCUUCAUACAAUGAAGAAGAAAGGUUGCCUGUGAUGAUGGAUGAAGCUCUGGGCUAUCUAGAGAAGAGACAGAAACAAGAUCCUACAUUCACUUAUGAGGUGAUAAUAGUUGAUGAUGGCAGUAAAGACCAGACUUCAAAGGUAGCUUUUAAAUAUUGCCAGAAAUAUGGAAGUGACAAAGUACGAGUGAUAACACUGGUGAGGAAUCGUGGGAAAGGCGGAGCUGUUAGGAUGGGUAUAUUCAGUUCUCGAGGACAAAAGAUCCUUAUGGCAGAUGCUGAUGGAGCCACAAAGUUUCCAGAUAUUGAGAAAUUAGAAAAGGGACUAAAUGAUCUACAGCCUUGGCCUAAUCAAAUGGCUAUUGCAUGUGGAUCUCGAGCUCAUUUGGAAAAAGAAUCAAUUGCUCAGCGUUCUUACUUCCGUACUCUUCUCAUGUAUGGGUUCCACUUCCUGGUGUGGUUCCUUUGUGUCAAAGGAAUCAGGGACACACAGUGUGGGUUCAAAUUAUUAACUCGAGAAGCAGCUUCACAGACGUUUUCAUCUCUACACAUUGAACGAUGGGCAUUUGAUGUAGAACUGCUCUACAUAGCACAGUUCUUUAAAAUUCCAAUAGCAGAAGUUGCUGUCAACUGGACUGAAAUCGAAGGUUCUAAAUUAGUUCCAUUUUGGAGCUGGCUACAAAUGGGCAAGGACCUGCUCUUUAUACGACUUCGAUAUUUGACUGGUGCCUGGAGGCUUCAGCCAACUAGGAAAAUGAAUUAGGUUGUUUGCAGUCUUUGAUUGUAUUCUUAUACAACAGUGUCACAUUAUUUCAUUUGGAAUUAAAAUCUUAAAUA
Molecule: messenger RNA, 1075 nt
Organism: Cynocephalus volans (Philippine flying lemur)
Lineage: Eukaryota; Metazoa; Chordata; Mammalia; Dermoptera; Cynocephalidae
Gene: ALG5
Product: ALG5 dolichyl-phosphate beta-glucosyltransferase
Exons: 10
Coding region: 27-1001 (324 amino acids)
Cellular component (GO): endoplasmic reticulum membrane
Source: RefSeq, a predicted model, not a curated record